UUUGGAUUAAACACUGGCCUGGACUUCUUCAACAGCAGCGACUAGGGUUCUUCAACUUCCAACAGCAGCGACUUCUUCUUCUUCAUCUACUUCUGAUUUCUGAAACAAUCUCAAAGUAUCAACUAGGGUUGUUGUUCUUCUUCUUCAACUUCAAGUUCAAGACUUCAACAGUUGUUCUUUUAAUGGCGCCAAAAGAAGAUAGGAAAGACUCGGCUUGGGCUUACUCUGCAAGAGUUAGCGAGACCAACAAGAUGGCAAUUAGAUGUCUUUUUUGUGAUAAGAUUUCAAAUGGGGGAAUCUAUCGUCAAAAAACGCAUCUAAUCGGUGGUGAUCCAAAUGUCGCAUCUUGUCCUAAAGUUCCGUCGCAUGUGAAAGAAGAAUUGAAAGCAUUCCUUCAAAAAAAAAAAGAGUUAAAGACUCAAAUGAUUCAUGAACAAGAACUGUAUAAUCUUGAUGAUGACGAUGAUGACAUAGAAGAAGGUUUCGAUGCUUCCUCGCUUCCAUCAAAAUCACAAAAGCAAGGAAGGAUGCAAACAAUAUCUUCUAGUUGUGGAUCUACUGGCAAGACCAAAGGUCCUAUGGAUUGUUACUUCUCACAAAAAUCCAAAGAUAAGGGAGGAAAAAGUGGUAAUCCUCAAAUUGAUGCCAAAGCGAUUUUGAGGGAUCGUGCAGUUACAAUGUUUGCGCGGUAGAUGUAUGAUGCAGGUCUUCCUUUUAAUUGUGUUAAUUAUACUGACACUUUUUCUGCUUUUAUUGAGGCCGUAGGCCAAUAUGGUCCAGGAAUGAAGCCUCCAACUUAUCAUGAAGUUAGAGGUCCAUAUCUAAA
This is a messenger RNA of Nicotiana tabacum (common tobacco), 826 nucleotides long. The record is from RefSeq and is a predicted model, not a curated record. NCBI's taxonomy places the organism in Eukaryota, Viridiplantae, Streptophyta, Magnoliopsida, Solanales, Solanaceae.